AUGCUGCUAGACGGCCCAUCAUGCCUCCCAGUCAUGGAACCUAUCAACCUAUACUCCUUCUACCCCUAUCCAAUUUCACCUAGAUCUCACGUUCAUUCGACUCUCUUUCCUACUUCAGAUCCAAGUUCGAGCUCAAGCUCACAGCAGCAUUCCACUUCCAAAGGCACCAAAGAAGUCGAGAAGCAGACAGCUCGAGAUCAAGUGCAAAAAUCGAUGAGACGAGCUGAAAGACGCGCUCUGAUGGGGAGACGACCCACGGGUGUAGGAUUGAGUAGGGAUGAUGAUGAGGUUAUGAACGAGGAGGAUAUGUUGGAUCAUGAGCAGCACGAUAUCAACAUGUUUGGUCACCGUUUCUUAUUACCUUUUGGACGUAGGCUGACCCAGAUGGAGAUGGACGCUGCACCGUCACCAUCACCGUCCGAGCACGACCACGAAAGACGUCAAGAAGAUCAUACGAUGGGGUCACCAAUGAUGGAGCCUCAUAUUCAGGGCGAACAAGAUGACGAGGAUGAGGAAGAUGGUGGUCAAGUAGAUUUGGAUGCUAGUAUAGAAGAUCUAGAUAAUAGUGAGAUGGUAGAUGAAGGUGAAGAGGAGGGAAGUAUGGAAGAGGAGUAA
Messenger RNA from Kwoniella mangroviensis CBS 8507, 615 nucleotides. RefSeq lists its product as uncharacterized. Lineage: Eukaryota; Fungi; Basidiomycota; Tremellomycetes; Tremellales; Cryptococcaceae. The record is from RefSeq and is a predicted model, not a curated record. The transcript has 3 exons. The coding region runs from base 1 to 615 and encodes 204 amino acids.